This is a messenger RNA of Nymphaea colorata (pocket water lily), 1867 nucleotides long. RefSeq names its product homeobox protein knotted-1-like 6. Lineage: Eukaryota; Viridiplantae; Streptophyta; Magnoliopsida; Nymphaeales; Nymphaeaceae. Gene Ontology annotation, biological process: regulation of DNA-templated transcription. Gene Ontology annotation, cellular component: nucleus. The record is from RefSeq and is a predicted model, not a curated record. The transcript is spliced from 5 exons. Bases 593 to 1711 code for a protein of 372 amino acids. Gene Ontology annotation, molecular function: DNA binding; DNA-binding transcription factor activity, RNA polymerase II-specific.
AAGGACGGGCGGAGUGACGGGGAAGGAGGAGAGAAGGCGAAGGGGCGGAGCGCAUUCUCAAAUUGAAAAAGGAGGGAAGCAGGAAAAGAUUGACAAGAAAGGUUGACAGAAGAGAGAGAGGGAGGGAGAUGGGUGCGCGCUCAGAUCGUACGGGUGGAUUUCACUGGUCCGACUGAGCAAAGCGCUCUCUCUCCCCUCUCUUUCGCACAGACGUCAGAAAGCGCGAGCGAGAAAUCUCUCGAGGGAGAACAAGGCGCGCAGAUGGAAGCCUCUCUGUUAUUCAGCUGUCCUCCGGUCGGAGUUUCCGUCCCCUCUCUUUCUCGCUGAGUACAGAUCGAUCACGAGUUUCAACGAUCGAUAUCUCUGUCUCUGUCUCUCUCUCUCUCUCCUCAUUGAACCAGGAGUGUCGAGUGCGAGAGAAUCAUAAAGAACGAGGAAUUUCAGUGCAUAGAGUCGCGCAGAAGAAUUGGAUAGCUGAGAGAGAGUCAGAGAGAAUAAGAGAGAGACAGAGAGAUAGGGGUUGAAGAGACGGACGUCCACGAAACAGUAGCUUCUCUAUCUCUCUAGCUCUCUUUGAGGAGAGAAUAGAGAGAUGGAGGAGAUAUACGGCCUGGCGUCGUCGGCGGACUACUCGGACCACACCGGGAUCGGGUCGUCGGUGUCGCCGGAGGGCCUAGUUUGUCCGCCGGAGUUUGCGACGUCGUAUGCGAGCUAUUACUCACCGGGCGGCUGCUUUGGCGAGAAGAUUCAUUCCUCUGGCGGCGUCUUCGUCGGUCACUUGCCGGGUGCCGCGGGAGCGCCGGAAUCGUCUGCUUCCCCGGUCUUCACGGGACAGGAGGAGGCGGGGGCGGCCUACGGCACGGAGAUCUCCUCGGCGAUGAAGGCCAAGAUCGCGAGCCAUCCUCGAUAUCCGAGCCUCGUGGAGGCUUAUAUCGAUUGCCGCAAGGUUGGAGCACCUCCCGAGAUAGCGUCGCUGUUAGAAGAGAUACGACGAGAGAACGAUGCCUGCAAGGCUAGUGCAGUCACCGGUUGCGUAGGAGCGGACCCUGAGCUCGACGAGUUCAUGGUAGGCACCGCUUCUCCCUUUCUCCUUUUACCGGCCUCCGUGCCUCAAGAACCGCGUGGGAUGGAAGAUAAUCAGUGUAGGAUAAAAGCAGGCUGGGUACAGACGAAGGAAUCCUACUUUGAGAUCUUGGUGAAGUAUAAGUCGGAUCUCACGAAGCCCUUCGACGAGGCUACCACGUUCUUGAACAAGAUUGAGAGGCAGCUGAGGAACCUGUGCAGCGGUACGACGGAAAGAAACUGUGGUUCUGAUGAACAGGCUGGUUCUUCCGAUGAUGAAUUGAGUGCUGGGGAAGUGGAAACCCAAGAUUCAAAUCCACGCAGUCAAGAGCAUGACCUCAAAGAGAAACUUCUUCGUAAAUACAGUGGUUACUUGAGCAGCUUGAAACAAGAAUUCUCCAAGAAGAAGAAAAAGGGGAAGCUACCAAAAGAAGCCAGACAGAUGCUGCUUGACUGGUGGAAUUUGCACUACAAGUGGCCAUAUCCAACAGAAGCUGACAAGAUUGCACUAGCGGAGUCGACCGGAUUGGACCAGAAACAGAUCAACAAUUGGUUUAUAAAUCAGAGAAAGCGCCACUGGAAGCCAUCCGAAAGCAUGCAAUUUGCUGUGAUGGAUAGCCUGUCUGCGCCUUUCUAUGACGAAGACUGAGGUGGACAUCCUCCUUUCCUCGAUGUAUAUAAUACCUGUUUUGUUGUUGAAACUCAUUGAGUGCAAUCCAAUGCAUUCUUUGAUAUUUGUAUGCUUCCUCUGUCGUGAAAAUAGCAUGAUGGAUGGGCUUCAAGGUUGAUGUAUUUAUGCUUUAUA